UAUUAUUGAAACGGCUGGUCAUCAACUUUAUUGAGAGAUCAUAAACGGGUUGAAAGGAGAAUCGUCGCAACAAUGGAUAGACACCCCAAGAGAAGGGCGCAGUUGUCAUUCAGGAAAAACGAAGAAGGGAAAAGCGAAGAGCCUGGCUCCAAACCCAGCAAACGAAUUUUAGGUGAUGGUGCGAGAAGACCUGGCAGACCCCCGAAAAUUCCCAAAAUUGAUGAACUACAAGUGAAUGUCGUCCAGGAGCAGCCUGACAUCAGCAGUCAGGGCAAAGAGGACUCAAAAGUUCGCGAAGUGUCCGUGAUAUUUAAAGCAGAACCGGGUAACAAAGUUGUGCCCGUAAGUCCUUCGUCUCAAGAUACUGAAGAGGGAAGGGGGAUAAAGGUCGUUGAAUUUGACGAAAAUCAGAAUGUGGUGUUUCUCCCAGUCACGGUUUUGACGAACACGUCUGAAGAAUUGCAGCCUUUCAGAGAGGAGAGCAUCGCUAGUGCCAUCAGUGAAGAAGACCAGCAAAGUAAUGAUGGACUUAAAAUUACAGAGGUUUUCUCAGUCCCCACUCAAUUUGUUCAGCAAGAUCAACCACAGAUGGCUCAUCUUCCGGCUCAGAUGCUACAAAGUAACGAUUUUCAGCUACAGUACACUUUUGAUGGGCCAGAGCCGAUCAAACUCAGCCGAGUUCCCUACCCUCCUCCUGGGAUGGACCUAUCCACGGACACCUCCGUAAGAAUUGAUACUAGUGGAGUAAAUCUUACACAGUCUCCAUCUGCAGCAGAUGACUUAGAAGUACCUACAUGCAAAGACCGCAAUGGCUACAUCAAGAGACCCAUGAAUGCCUUCAUGGUAUGGGCCCGCAUCCACCGUCCGGCUCUGUCUAAGGCCAACCCCAUGGCCAACAAUGCAGACAUCAGUGUACAGCUGGGACACGAGUGGAGCAGGCUGUCAGAGGAGCAAAAGACACCUUACUAUGAAGCAGCCCGCAAGCUGAAAGAUAAACACCGCCAAGCAUAUCCAGGUUGGGUAUACCACCCAAGACCAGGGAAAAGAAAAGGAGCGGAAGACGAUCAGUCUUCAACAUCUACACAGCUGCCCCCACCCCCCUCUGCUGAACCCUCACCUCCUCCUCCUGUCCCAGAGUCCGGCGUGCCCUACACCAUGGCCAGACGGCCCUCUUCUCGUGGCAGAAACGCAGCUGGACAGUAUGUGUGCAGAACGGUCAGCAGCAGACCCAGACUUCCACCAGUCCACAUGAUCAGAGGGCCAAUCCAGAUGCCAGGUGGGCAGCCCAUGUUCCUACAGCCACCCCCUCCACAACCUGUAAUGCAUCUUGCAUGUGGGGAUGUAGCUCCGGGUCAGAGGGCCUACUAUGGUAAGCCCAGUGCCCAGCCAGAGCACAGCCACAUCCAACCCAGAGAGCCCCCAGCAGAGGGCACUCCCGCCCACAUGAUGCACUUCUCAAAGGGCUUCCCACUGCAGGCACCAAACCUGCCAGCCCAUCAGCUGUACUCCUCAGCACCACCACAGCACCCGCCCACAGUCAUGCCUGCCCAGCGCUACCCUUACCCACCGCAGGUCUACCUCCCACAGCCCCAAUACUACCCGCACUCAUACCCAGCCCCCCAAGGUGCCUAUCACCCGUACCCGAACUUCGCGGCACAGCAAGUGACGGACAUCCGCAGCUACUACGAGGAGCAGUGCAAGCGGCACGAAGCCAUCCUGGCCUCCCUGUCCCGCGACUUCCUUAUGCGCGAGGCAGCUGCAGAGGCGGCGGCAGCGGGCAGCAGCAGCAGCCAGGGUCACCACCAUGGUGCCGGCUCCGCGGGGAUGGUGGGCCCCUCCACCAGCUCUGGGCUCAUGAUGGUGUCCUCCCCGUCCAUGGCUAGGCCUUCCACCUCAGACGCCGCCUACAGCCACAGCCACAGCCACAGCCAGGCUGCUCCUCCUGCCCAGGACGACCCCAGUCAGCUGCAGACCGUCGGGGAAGAUGAGGACAACGUCCGCGUCCUGAGAAUACUCUAGUUGCACUUUUGUACUACUGGUGUACUUUUUAAAGAUUUUUUUCAACGUGUAAGAAGCAAAAUGACAAUAUAUUGUAUAUGGCCUCUGUUCUGUUCAUAUAUAGCUUUGAUAGGUCUGUUUCUCCUGAAAUUAUCCCAACACCUUUAUGAAUUUCAGUGUUGCUGAAGUUGACUUGUUUUGUACAUAUUUCUACGCUAUGAUCAAUUAACUGAAUUUGUGGCUCUAUUACUGAAUUAUAACACUGAAGAAAUGCAAGUUUUUUUUAUUGAGUAAGCUGUUGAAAUGUAUUCUGCAUCCUCGUGGAUGUUUUGUUUCUUCUUGGUAAUUUUUUGAUCAAAUUAACCACAAUAAAAAACAUUUUAUUGACA
This is a messenger RNA of Engraulis encrasicolus (European anchovy), 2387 nucleotides long. Its product is annotated as transcription factor SOX-30-like. The coding region runs from base 73 to 2019 and encodes 648 amino acids. Gene Ontology annotation, cellular component: nucleus. Gene Ontology annotation, molecular function: DNA-binding transcription factor activity, RNA polymerase II-specific; sequence-specific double-stranded DNA binding. Gene Ontology annotation, biological process: regulation of transcription by RNA polymerase II. NCBI's taxonomy places the organism in Eukaryota, Metazoa, Chordata, Actinopteri, Clupeiformes, Engraulidae. The transcript has 6 exons. The record is from RefSeq and is a predicted model, not a curated record.